AGUAGUUAUUCUCUGUCGAGAGCGAAACAGAGAAGUGCAGUCGAGCCGCGGCCGAGUGGAGGCGACAAAAAACCGAAAACUCGAUCCCAUUCUGUAUGGAUGAAGGAAAAAUUGGGCAAGCGAAGCGCCAAGAACGAGGAGAAAAUACUGUCCGAGUUAUGAGCUGACCUCGUAUGUCGCGAAUGGCUCUCAAAGACGGUAUUUUUUCACGCAAAAUGUCAACAUUUAGCGCGUAGGAAAAAAACGAAGUGUUUACAAGUUCAUAGAUUUAUGAAAUAAUUUAGAAAGAAAUAUCAAUUAAAUUCGCCAUCUAUUCGUUGAGUAAAGUGUUUAUCGAAGAGCAGUUCAUUGCAAGAAAUCGUGUCGAGGAUACAAACAGUGUACAUUGAAAUAGAAAAUAAUUUACGUGUCGUGCGAGUCCCCGGGUUGUUUUUUUUUACACGGGACCGCAGCUUGACGACGAACGAUAAACUGAAAACUGCGAAAUAUUCGUUGGAAAAAGAAAGAAAAUUCUACAACAUUUUUUCCAUCCUAUUCUCAUUCCAAUCGAGUUGAGAAUUGAACGACAACAAGAUAAAUAAAACGAACAAAAUAUAACAAUAAUUCGGUUGCGCUUGUUCGGCGAUUAUAGCAAAACAACCUCAUUGAAAAUGAAACAAGCGCAUCCCGGUGAUUGAAGUUACUUCGUGAGCGUUCUCUACGACGAAUCCAUUGUUAUUUAUAUUCAUAAUGAUAUCGAUUAGUAAUUAUUUACACGGUCUUCGAAUAAAUCCUCAGAGAUGUAUCUAUCAAAAGAAAUUUAGACUCCGGAAUAUUAGUAAGUACUGAUAAUUACCGAAUAUAGAAACAUUUAUAGCGUGGAAAUGAAAGGAGACCUUGAUUAACGGCAUUUGUAUUUUUAUUUUGAUGUAUUAUAUUAUACCAACGGUACAUGAGAGUUUGAAGAAAUACAAUGCUCACCGAUUCAAAGUGACGUGGAUAAACCAGCUGGUGGAAUUCUGUGAUUUAUUUCAAAAUCGAUGAAGAUGAUAUUGAUUUGAUAAAUGAAAAACUCUGUUAAUUUGCUUGUGAGCUUUGAUGUAUGCAUAUAUAAUUGUGUUUUAAAUCAUUUUUCUCCAUAAUGAUCGCUCUUGUAAUUAUUAAUAAUGGCUGACAUUUGGCUUUUUCGUUGAAACCUCAUCUCUCGCACUCCGUGUGCAGCUCCGCAAUAUGAAAAUAGUGCUCUGGCGUAUCUGCUUAAGAAAAAAAGUCGUUAAAAAUGAUGUAUCGGUGUACAGAUUUGUGGUUCUUUUCUUUUCAUUCGUUUUCUCGUUUUUUAAUUCUCCGGUUUAUUUUUCUUUCGAAUAAAUAACGUGUGUGGCUUGUGGCUCUUCCUUUGAAGCAUGCGUAAUUAUCGCUCGUGUCGCAGGAGCAUGCGCCAAAUGUUUUAUUCAAUGCUGACACAUAUCGCAUACAAAAGACUUAUGGGGUAGAAGUUUUCUCGAUUCGCUCGAGGAAAUACAGCGAGGCAGCUUUUGUGGAUGCGGCAGUCAAUAUACAGGGGAGCGAAAACGCGUCGCGCAGGCGUUGGAAGUUGGAAACUGUGUUUGUGUGUGUGGUGUGUGCGGUGCCGAAUGCGACGACUCCCCUUUCACGACGCCAUGUUUCUCCACUCGUGCCCUCCUCAUCGACUACGUAUUCGUUCAUUCACCAAACCAAAAAUAAAUUCAAGCUCUCUUCGUCAUUCAGUCGCUGGAGUCUUUUAACGAGAGCCUAUUUUAAGUGCAUUCAUUAUUUUAUUUUCUCCUUAAAGAAUAAAUUCAAGAAUCAACCGCGCUCGGCGCUCGUCACGGUUUUUUACAAAUAUUAUUGUUACGCUGGAUUUAAUGACAAUUUUUCUUCUAUUUCGCUUCUUACGCGACUCAAACGAAGAUAUCUGACGUCAACGAGUGUGUGCGAGUAAGAAAGAAAAAACCCGUUUAAUCCUAAUUCGUUGAUGAUCAAUACAUCAUGACCGGGGGUCACAACCGAGGGCACAUACUGACUUAUGAGACCCUCGUGCACGCGAUAUCCGGUGCUGCGGGCAGCGUCGUCGCUAUGGCAACCUUCUUUCCUCUUGACACUGUCCGGAGCCGAUUGCAGUUGGAAGACGGUCGUCAAUCGAAAAACACUUUGACGACCAUUCAGGAACUCAUUUCCAAGGAAGGCUCAUACACUUUGUACAGAGGCAUGGUUCCUGUAUUGCAGAGUCUCUGUGCCAGCAAUUUCGUGUACUUCUAUACAUUUCACGGUCUCAAACUGUUGAGGAGUUCGAGAAAACAGACGGCCGGAAACGAUUUGUUAGUGGCGUCAAUAGCCGGUAUUAUUAAUGUCCUCAGUACGACUCCUCUUUGGGUGGUCAAUACGAGGCUGAAAAUGAAAGGCAUCGGUGGAGCUGCUGAGAGAAACAACAACGAGUACGAUAACCUCGUUGAUGGACUGCUUCACAUAUGGAAAUACGAGGGCUUGAAAAAUUUGUGGGCUGGCACACUUCCAAGCUUAAUGCUCGUGGCCAACCCGGCCAUUCAAUUCAUGACGUACGAGGCUCUGAAAAGGAGGCUCACUAAUUCGUCGUCAGGAGCCCAACCACCUGCUUGGUUGUUUUUCGCUAUUGGUGCCAUUGCCAAAACUAUAGCCACAACAAUCACGUAUCCUUUGCAACUGAUUCAGACGAAACUGAGGCAUGGACACAAACAUCCCAAUCUUCCUCCGAACGCAGGGACAAUACAGAUCCUGAUGUACAUAUUGAAGAAGCAAGGACCAGCCGGUUUAUACAAAGGGAUGGAGGCGAAACUUCUUCAGACUGUUCUGACAGCGGCUCUGAUGUUUUUAGCCUACGAAAAGAUAUCGCGUUUCGUAUUACGAUUGUUACUUCGCAGGCCACUUUCACGAUGAGAUAAAGAAAUCAACAAUGUCGAAGAUAGAAGCUCAUUCCUCGGACGAGUUGCAUUCCGUUUGUGAAAAAGAAACCAUUCGAGUGGACUUUACUACUCUUCUCGUCGAAAUGAGCGAUUAUUUGAAAAAACGAAAAAAAAUUAAGGAAUAAACUUAGCGAAUAAAAGAUUCGAGCGGAAACAUCUUCGAAAUCGAAACAAAAGAGUUGAGAAAAUAAAAAGAAUGUUUAAAAAUUCCAA
This is a messenger RNA of Venturia canescens, 3152 nucleotides long. It is a transcript of the gene PMP34, whose product is annotated as Peroxisomal Membrane Protein 34. The record is from RefSeq and is a predicted model, not a curated record. The transcript is spliced from 9 exons. Lineage: Eukaryota; Metazoa; Arthropoda; Insecta; Hymenoptera; Ichneumonidae. Gene Ontology annotation, biological process: transport. The coding region runs from base 1990 to 2913 and encodes 307 amino acids. Gene Ontology annotation, molecular function: NAD transmembrane transporter activity; AMP transmembrane transporter activity; ATP transmembrane transporter activity. Gene Ontology annotation, cellular component: peroxisomal membrane.